CCGCUUGCGUCCCUCCCCCGCAGCGCGCAAUCAUGGCCGCCAUCACACGCGAGAAGAACGCCCCGCUCACUGAAGAUCCUCGGCUGGAUGGAUUGGACGACGUUCUGACACGGAAUGCGAAGUUGGCCACGAAUAAAGAGCACGAGAUGUCCUUGCUCCAGGGUAUCAGACUCUAUCCCAAGGCCAUUGCGUGGUCCAUCCUCAUCUCCACUUGUAUCUGCAUGGAGGGCUACGACGUCUGCUUGCUUUCGAACUUCUAUGCUUUUCCUCAGUUCAAUCAGAAGUACGGCGUGCAGCUGCCGAACGGAACGUACCAGGUCCCAGCGAGAUGGCAGGCCGGAUUGAGCAAUGGCGCGAACUGUGGAGAGAUUCUCGGCCUGUUUCUUAACGGCUGGCUGAGUGAGCGGUACGGCUACCGAAAAACUGUCAUGGCCUGCUUGGUUUGCAUGAUCGGUUUUACGGCUAUCCUCUUCACUGCAAAGAACGUCAUUGCGCUGCAAGUAGGAGAGAUCUUGUGCGGUAUUCCUUGGGGUGUUUUCCAAACCCUCACGAUCACGUACGCUUCGGAAGUCUGCCCUGUCGCCCUGCGCGGCUAUCUCACGACCUAUGUCAACUUCUGCUGGGGACUCGGACAAGUCAUCGGAGUCGGCGUGAUCAAGUCUUUCCUCGGGCGCACAGACCAAUGGGCUUACCGGAUCCCCUAUGCGCUCCAAUGGAUGUGGCCGCUCCCUCUGUUCAUCGGCGUUGCUCUCGCACCUGAAAGUCCUUGGUGGCUGGUCAGGAAAGGCCGUCAUGAGGAGGCUAAGCAGUCACUUCUCCGUUUAACCAGCAAAGCGAGCAUUGCUGGUGACCACGGAGAAGAAUUCGAUGCCGACGAAACGAUCGCCAUGAUGGAGCAUACGACCAGGCUCGAAGAGAAGAUCACCCGUGGGUCGACUUACCUCGAUUGCUUCCGAGGCGUGGAGUUGCGUCGGACGGAGAUUGUUUGCAUGGUCUGGGCGAUGCAGAACCUUGCGGGCAACUCGUUUACUGGAUAUUCCACCUACUUUCUUGAACAAGCCGGGUUGGCGCCAGCGAAAUCCUACGACUUUGUGCUUGGACAGUAUGGCAUCAAUAUGGCGGGCGUAUUCGGAGCUUGGUUCCUCAUGAGUCGUGGUAUCGGUCGCCGGGCACUCUAUCUCUAUGGUCUCAUCGGCCUCUGCAUCGUGCUGUUCUGUCUGGGCUUCCUUGGUCUGGUUCCGGAGAAGCACAAGGACCAGGCUGCACUUGCCACUGGCUCUUUGAUGCUCGUAUGGGCUGUGAUCUAUCAGUGCACUGUCGGCACUGUUGCCUACUCCCUUGUCAGUGAGAUCAGCUCGAGGCGACUGUUGAUCAAGAGUAUCGUUCUCGGACGCAAUCUCUACAACAUCGUUGGGAUCAUCUGCGCUGUUCUCAGUCCCUAUAUGCUCAACCCAGGAGCAUGGAACUGGAGUAACUACACUGGUUUCUUCUGGGGCGGAAUCUGCUUCUUCUGUGUUAUCUACACCUACUUCCGAGUGCCCGAGGUAAGCGUUCCUGAGCCGUCUUGUGUCGCUGUGUUGAGUGUUUCCAGCCGCAAGGACGCACCUUUGCAGAGCUCGACAUCCUCUUCGGACAGGGUGUCAGUGCGCGUCAUUUCGCAUCGACGUCCGUGGAUGUUUUCGACGCUGUCCAACUUCCGACCGACGGCGCGUCCGUCACAGAAAAAGACGACUGACAUGAUGUUACAUAGUUCAUACUAAUCCUGACCCACCUGGGGCUGGGUUCUCUGACGACUAAUGAGCGCGAUGAUAUCCACGUAAUGACCGCUGCUUGCUUGUAUCUUACAAUUAGUCGUUUAGUCGAUUACCAUACACACAAUUCGAUGCAUGCAUCCCAGCUUCUAUAUUCCACGCUAACACAGGCAAUGUUCACAGAUCUCGAGGAUGUUGAGAUGUAGAAAUUUGGCGAAAUUGG
Mycena citricolor is the source of this 1974-nucleotide messenger RNA. The record is from the annotation of a GenBank genome assembly. NCBI's taxonomy places the organism in Eukaryota, Fungi, Basidiomycota, Agaricomycetes, Agaricales, Mycenaceae.